CCUGUGGGGCGGGCAGCGAUGGGGCCGGGCUGAGCUGCCUGCCGCUGGACGAGAGCGCGGCGGAUGGCGGGUCCGGCGGAGCUGGGCCCCGAGGCGGUGCUGCGCUUCCUGGCGGCGCGCGGGGGCCGUGUUCUGCACGCCGAGCUCGUGCAGCACUUCAGGGACGCCCUGGGCGGCGAGCCCGAGCAGCGCGCGCGCGCCCGCGCCCGUUUUAAGGAGCUGGUCAACGCCGUGGCCACGGUGCGCACCGACCCCGCCGACGGCUGCAAGUACGUGCACCUCAAGAGGAGGUUCUUUGAGGCGCCCGCGCCGCCCGAGGCCGCGCCCCCCCGGGACCCGCUCCGCGUUGCGGUGACCGCGGAGCCCGAGACCCCGGAGAGCGGCCUCUGCGCGGAGGCGGCGCCUCCCGAAGCGCCCCCGGGGCCGGCCUGCGGGCCAGCCUAUGGGAAUGUGGAGCCCGCGGCCGCCGGGCUCGGGCCGCCCAGCCUGGCCGGCGACUGCGGGAGCGGCGGGGCCCGGAGGAAGAACUCGCGGCGCGACGUGCAGCCCCCGCCCCGAGGGCCGGCCCCGGGGCCCGGCGAGGACCUGGAUCCUGCGCCCCGCGGCAGCGAGGAGGCGGACGGGGGCAGCUCGCCCGGGGGCAUCACCGCCCCGAGGUCCACCCGCCAGAACCUCCGGGACCUUGUGAUGGGCAGCUCCCCGCAGCUGAAGAGGAGCGUCUGUCUUGGGGGCAGCAGCCCCGGGGGCUCCUCUGCGGGAGGGCGCGGCAAAGGCGGGGGCGACUCGGACAGCGCGUCCGUCGCUUCGUCGUCGGCCGAGGAGGAGAGCAGCGGCGGGGGCUCGGUGACGCUGGACCCUCUGGAGCACGCCUGGAUGCUCUCCGCCUCGGACGGCAAGUGGGACAGCCUGGAAAGCUUGCUCACCUGCGAGCCGGGCCUGCUGGCCAAGCGAGACUUCAUCACAGGCUUCACCUGCCUGCACUGGGCCGCCAAGCACGGCAGGCAGGAGCUCCUGGCCAUGCUGGUCAACUUCGCCAGUAAACACCAGUUGCCAGUGAACAUCAACGCCAGGACGAGCGGAGGCUACACCGCCCUGCACUUGGCAGCCAUGCACGGGCACGUGGAGGUGGUGAAGUUGUUGGUGGGGGCCUACGACGCAGACGUGGACAUCAGAGACUAUAGUGGGAAAAAGGCCUCUCAGUACCUGAGUCCGAGCAUCGCGGAGGAGAUCAAGAACCUGGUGGGAGCCCUGGACGAGGAGGACGGGGAGAGCGCGGCUGGCAGCGGGGGUGGGCGCUGGAGGCUUUCCAAGGUGCUCCCUUCGCAUCUCAUCACCUACAAACUCUCGCAUGUCCUCGAGGACGGAGGGGAUCAUCACCACCAUCACCACCACCACUUGGCUGAGGGAUGGGCUGGAGGCAAAGCAAAGGAUCCAGGUCGCAAAGUCUUAGGCAGCUCUGGUGGGCGGAUGAAACCCCGACUCAACAAAAUCCGCUUCCGAACCCAGAUCAUCCACACCACAGCCUCUUUCAGAGAUCCGGAACAGCCACUGGAGGAGGGGGAGGAGGAGGAGGAGACCCGGUCUCUUAAAGGCCACUCAUCCUCAUUCAAAUUGAGACCGAAGUCCAAUGUAUUUGGGUAAAAAUAAUUUCUUAGAAAAUUCUAAGAUUUGUUUGGCUUUAGGAAUACAAUACUAGAUGUAGGCAAGGAAGGUGAGACAGAAGAGAUUUAGGGUAAAUUCUGCAUUCUUACUUGGGGGCUGGAAUAGGUGGGAGGAAUUCCCCCCAGCAUUCUGGGUGAAGUGGAUUUCCAAGUGGUUCAUCAAACCUUGACCUAGACCUCUUUUCCCUAUGCCCCUACUCUGCCCUGGAGCCCCUCUUUCUAAGGACUAGAUGUGUGUCUGCAUUGGGGGUACAGAAUUGAUGACUGAGGGUUCCUUUGAGUUAAUCAUUACUGGAUGCUGUGAGAAGUAAGGAAUAUUGCACUUUUAUGUAUGUUUUUAAAAGUUACUCUUCCAAGAGCAACAAGAAAUGCAAAUUGUAAUGAAACUGGUAGUAUUUGUAAGUGUGAACAAAACUGCCCUGUUUUUUUACUGCAGUAAUUGCAUUUGCUUUUUAAGAUAACUACUGAAGGUCAGGUCAGAGUUGAAAUGCAAACUACUAAUUAGAGAAUAUGAAUAAAAAUGGGAAUCCUGUUGGUAUCCAAUUUGUAUUGUAAGUAGUGUUCAACUAUUUUUUUAAAAUCAAUUUUAGCUUUAAUCUCUGAACUAAAGAAAUAAGCAACAUUCCCUUUUGAGUUAGUCCGGAGUAUGGUUUCCUCUUAACUAUUUCUAAUACCACUGCACUCAGUGUUAAGGUACGUCAUUAACUACACAAUUUUUAUUUAAACAAAAUGCUUUUAACAACCUAGGGUACUGUAAAUAAAAUAUCGCCUCUGGUUCUGAUUCACACUUGUUUUGCUAUUCUAAAAGUUUAAAUUUGCCGGAGUUUUUAUUGUAGGGAUCAUAUAACCAUUGGAAUUAGUUGACGUGACCCUAUUUGAUGGUACUUACAAUUGAGUUGGCUACAGAAACUGUUUCUGGUUUAGACAAUUAGCAAAAAUUGACAUAGAUGUUAGUAAGCCUAUGCUUCUAUGAAGUAAUUAUUAAAUCAACAAUGAUUUUCAAGUAAGGUGCACUUUUUAUUUUACUAGUAAAAUCCAUUCAUAGUCUCUUAUGCUUUGUAGCAGUGUUUUGCAAAUGUUUAAAAUACUAAAUCCUUUCAAUUUUCCAAUGUUUCCUAGAAUCUAUUAGAGAUGUACAAUGAAGUUACUGAAAAGCUGGAUAGUAAAUCUACCCAGUUAAAAAUAGCACUUUAUAAAACGGAAAAGAGAAGAGAUGGGACUGUUUCUAUAUUUAAAUGCUGCUGGCUAUUGAAUUCCUUUGUAUAUAAAUGAAAAAUACCAUUAAAAUUAGAGACUUAAGUGGUUUUUAAUUACAUUUCUUUCAAAUAUGUUAGAGUAAAUGUCUUUAUAAUUUUUGUAAAAUUUAACUCAUAAGCAUACUGAAUCUAUUUGUAACAAGAUUCAAAACAACUUUUGUGGGAGACUCAUUCCAGCAAGUCCCUUUGCCUUAGUCUUUUUGGUCUUAUAAUUGCUGAAACGUAAGUACCUGCAACCUAUAGAGAUUAAGGAGAGACUUAACAGCUUGCAGAGAGAAUGAACCAAUAUAUGAAUUGCACAGAAUUGCAGUGUUUAGAGAGUUCUUAGAUCUAUAAUUUCCCAAGUUGUAGAAAUUUGUGACAAGUUCGUCACACCUUUCUAGAUAGCAUCUGAAUUUGUUUAAAGACUGAUGAAAAACACUCUCAUAAAAUAUAUAAACUGUUAUCCAUUUGUGUGCCUUCACU
Diceros bicornis minor is the source of this 3382-nucleotide messenger RNA. It is a transcript of the gene SOWAHC, whose product is annotated as sosondowah ankyrin repeat domain family member C. The coding region runs from base 64 to 1641 and encodes 525 amino acids. NCBI's taxonomy places the organism in Eukaryota, Metazoa, Chordata, Mammalia, Perissodactyla, Rhinocerotidae. Gene Ontology annotation, molecular function: protein binding. The transcript has a single exon. The record is from RefSeq and is a predicted model, not a curated record.